Molecule: messenger RNA, 738 nt
Organism: Parascedosporium putredinis
Lineage: Eukaryota; Fungi; Ascomycota; Sordariomycetes; Microascales; Microascaceae
Source: the annotation of a GenBank genome assembly
AUGGUCGUCAACUCGGAUUCCACUUCCAAAACCACCCGGGUCGUCCCCGUGGCCCCCAAGAAGACUGCCUCCAUCGCAGAGAGGUCAUCGGCCGCCAUCUCCGCCCUAUCCUCCUACUUCACCAUCCAACCCACCGGCCCCGUCUCCAUCCCCACCACCCUCUCCCUCUACUCCAUCACCCAAUCCUGCUACACCGUCGCCCGCCAAACCUUCCUCCUCCCCGAAGACCCCUCUUCCCCCUCUCUCCGGCUCCUUCGCCCCUCCGCCGCCAUCGACGCCAUCUUCGACACCGACGCCAAGCUCUUCUUCGAGGACGCUCCCCUCCUCGCCAACCUCACCCCGGACCUCAAGGCCAGCCUCCUCGCCCAGGCCGUCGCCGGCCUCGUCCUCCUCUUCCGCCGCCUCGCCGACGUCCUCGCCGCCGAGGACGACGUUCCUUUCCUUACCCACGACCUCUUUGCCCGCGAGCUCGACGCCUUCCGCCACAGCCCCGAGAGGAUCGCCGCCCUCACCGCCAUCGAGGCGAGCUCCCUCUUCUCCCACGGCUGCCGGAGUCGCGCUCAGGUCGCCCGCCUCGUCUCCCGCGUUGUUGAGCGCGCGGCCGACGAGCAGGAGCUCUCUGAUAUGCUCGAGGAUGCUGGCGUUACGGAAGACGCUGCCGGCUCCCUUGGUUGGACUGUCGAGAGGCCUAGGAACAUGGGUCUGCCGUGGGGUUUCUCCAUCUUGCCCGUCAACUAA